Messenger RNA from Oncorhynchus kisutch (coho salmon), 4284 nucleotides. RefSeq lists its product as uncharacterized. The transcript is spliced from 6 exons. The coding region runs from base 2680 to 4167 and encodes 495 amino acids. The record is from RefSeq and is a predicted model, not a curated record. Lineage: Eukaryota; Metazoa; Chordata; Actinopteri; Salmoniformes; Salmonidae.
CAAGAGACUGACAAACAGCUUCUAUCUCAUGGCCAUCAGACUGCUGAACAGUGUUCACUGACUCAGAGAGGCUGCUGCUAACAUAGAGACUCAAAUCAAUGGCCACAUUAAAAAAUGGAUCACCAGUCACUUUAAACAAUUUAAUAAUGUUUACAUAUCUUCUAUUAUCAUCUCAUAUGUCUAUACUGCCUCUGCCGCUCAGCCAUCGCUCAUCCAUAUAUUUAUAAUUACAUAGUCAUAUUCCAUCCCUUUAGAUUUGUGUGUAUUAGGUAGUUGUUGGUGAUAUUGUUAGAUUACUUGUUAGAUAUUACUGCACUGUCGGAACUAGCACAAGCAUUUCGCUACACUCGCAUUUAACAUCUGCUAGCCACUUGUAUGUGACCAAAAACUUGACCUAAAAUGUCAUUUGAUUUGAUUUAAAUUACACAAUUUCUGAUAUUUCUCAUGCCUUUUAUUUUCUUGCAGAAGUAAAAACAGGAAAUGCAUCACUCUACUGCCAUUCAUUCCAAAUAGACUGGUUUGGAUUUCUUUCUAACGAAAAUAGCUGCCAUUAUCACUCCAUUCUAUAACUUUGAGUGAUUAUGACAUAGCCCCUUUAGUAAUUUAAUAGGAUCUCUAUGUAGUCGACCACCAGACGACGGGCAGAUGAACUGUCUUUCUCUGUGUGUGUGUGUUGUAUGUCGAAUGGAGAGAGCACUACUUUCCUCUUCACAAAACAUUGAUGAAUUAGAGUACCAUUGUUGUAGUGUUGCAUCUCGUUGUAUGACACCACAUUCUUUACAUCAGCUCUGCUGUCUGGGUACCUCCAUGAGCUCUACCACUGUCCUGUCCACCACAGAUUAAGAUUUCUACAUGGCCAUUUGGGGCUUCUUUAUGCUCCACCUGCCACACAGUGAUGAUUUCUCUGUUAUCUCAUCCCAGCUAAGGAGGCCAAUGGAAAUGUAUUUUUUCUUCCAUGCUUUUUUCUGUAUCGUUAUAUCAAGGCAAGACAUUGCCUUUUACUUCAGGUCCCACAUCCCAUGGGAUAUAAAACACACCAUCUCAUGGUCUUACUGCUUUAACGCAGCUCGUCAAUACUGCUCCUUCACAGGUCAUUAACAUACGGCUUUUACACAGCCAUACACUAUGCUGUAUAGCACAUAACACUGCUAAGCAGGGCAUUAACAUGGACCACCAUAAAGAGAGAGCGUGUAUCACCUCUACCAGUAGUGCUGGCAACAGACAGAGACUGGUGCUACUGCACUGUAGAACAUCCUCUUCCAUAUCUGCUCCCCAUUACAUUCAGCUAGCUGCAGUCUGUUUAUUUUCUAUUGUCCAUGAUCCCUCUCUUUUCCACUGUCUAGCAUUUAGCAUCACUCAGGCCGUUGGUUAGAGUUGCUGUGAUGUAGAUAAGGCCUCUCAUCCCUGACUGAUAUAAACCAGGCCGUUAGCUAGCAGCGCUGCUGUUGAAUGAUGCCGUGCUACAGAUGAAUAAUUUAGUUACCAUUAGUAUGCGCAGUGUCACAGGUCUCUAUCUCUCUCCGCCUUUAUGACAGCCUGCCUGAUGUCGCCUCUUGUCAGGUUAACAACCGUGACCCAUGGACCCGCAGUCCACCUACACCAACCAUUACUGUGUGACAAUAGGGUGUGUGAGUGUGACGUGUGUGAGAGUGUGCAUGUGGUGUGUGUUUGUGCGUGCAUACCUGCAAACCUAUCGUUAGUGGUCUGAGUGAAUUGGAUAAACUACUGUGAUACAUCCAGGUGCCUCCAGAGGUGUUAGCCUAUCAUGUUGUAUGAGCUUUUAUCACCAAUCACCUCUGCUGAUGACACACAGAGUAAUUAUCAGGCUGACAUGUAGCACUUAAAAGCUGACACUAACAGGUGCUGAGCCAGGGAGGCUUGCUCUCUCUAAUGCUACAUGUGGCGGCAAUCUGCUUUUAAUAGUGCAAACAUAGAGGACGUAUGAAUAGACGUGUUGCCAUGACUCUUGCCCACUGGGCUGCAUGUAUUCAAUGAGUCUACUCUUGGACUACAACAAUAAUGUAUUCUGAUUGCCAACAGUAGUAGUCUGUUGAAUGUGGCACUUGAUAAUCAACUGUAUAAUAAUACUCAUUGCGGAGUGAUUGACUUGUGCUCAGCCACUCUCUCCUUGCAACAUGAUGCAGGCAAAUUAUGAGAAAAUCAACUGCUGCAAUAGGGUGAAGGCAGAGGUUGAAUAUGAGUACAGGCAGAGAGAGAGAGGUAGAGAGAAGGAAAGAGAGAGACAGACAUACAGUUAUAGGAACUUAAUUUGAUCCAGUUUGCAACAGCAGGAUAAUAAUUCUGCAGUAACAGGAAAUGUGAAAUAUUAUGUGGAUUAUAAUUAAUGGAGAUUCUUUUUGUAGGCUUUGAUACAUUGUUUAUUUGGGCAAAACUGGAAAUGGAAAAUGGAAAUUACAAAAUUACAAAGCCUUUUGUAAUACAAGUUUGCAUUUCUUGUUCUGCAGUACAAGUCUCAGAAACAAAAGAGUGAUCAAAUUAAUAUCCUAAAUCUGUACAGACAGCCAGACAUACUGACAUACAGGCAGACUAGGUCUAUAGAAAUAGGCUGUUCCAGUGUUCUGGGUGCAUAUGUGGAUAGGUAACUAACUUGAUGAUGUCACAAUGCCCCUUUACCAGGGAUGGAGCUCUAGUUGUUAUAAGGGAACAUUAUGAGGUAACAUGUUGCCACGGAAACACACUUAUGUCAUAAUCUCAGACCACAUUAAAACGGUCAGACAAGCUCAGGUAGAGCGCAUUAGCUACAUUCGAACGAUCUCUCAACCUACAACUGAUUUGAUUGAUUACAACAGUACACUACCUUGUCGUGACAUGGGUCAGAGACUAAGUGACCCUGUCCCUGAGGUAUCCCAUAGGGAGAAACCAAAGGAGACACAGGAACAUAAAGAUAAACCCAAGGAGAAGAGGAUCCCUCAAGCCCUGACCUUUCUUCAGCUGUUUACACUGCUGAACUGCGUCAAGGUGAAGAAAACACCCUUUGAUCCCUCCCAGAGUGGUGAUGGGAGAAAGGGAACAACGAUAAACUAUACAAACAACAAUAAUGACUCUGAUACUGGCUUGGACUACUCUGCAGGUGACGUGAAAAGGAUCAAGGACAAGAGUAAAGGAAAGGUUGGGGGAGAGAAACAUAGCAUUGAAUCUCAGGACCACAAAUGCAGAACGACACAGGAAAAAGAAAAAGACAUUAAACAAAGACCUAACUCGGUCUCCCCUGAGGAGCAAGCAAAGAAGACCCAGCAGAAAGAGAAGAAGAAGAGCAUCCAUCCAGCUGUGGCGGCCCUGCAGCUGUUCACUCUCUUCUGCUGUGGUGGGAAAGUCAAGCCGAGGAAGUCUCGUCCCUCUCAGAACAGACAGAGUAGAAAGGACCAGGACAAAGAUAAUGCAUCUGAUACUGGUUCAGACUUGUCUGGAGGUGAUGUUACAACCAAAAGGGUCAAGGACAAGAUUAAUGGAAAGGUGGGGAGGGAGAAAGAAAGGACUGAAGUUCAGCUGUUGAAAUCUUCUCAGGAACACGAACCCGAAAAUCGAAGGACACGCCAGCAAGUGAAGACCCCUGUGGAGGAAAUUAACAUAAGACCUGACUCUCUGACUCUACCACGUGCCCACAGCUCCCUCUCUCAGUUUUCCCUGGCUCGGAACAAGGCCAUCUUCCCGCUGGAGUGGCAGCUACCCGGAGUCCCUCUGACCACCUCGUCUAUGGCAACUAGGACAGAGAGAACGCCAUCCUCUACCAACACUUUGACACAUGCGCAGAUGGAAACACAGACAUCAGAUAUGAACACAGACACACGGACCACUUCUACCUCUCAGAGCCCGAUCUCAAUGGUCUCAUCGGAGACCAUGAUAGAUCUUCACACGUCAGACUCCAUUACCCAGACCUCCACUCUUGACAUGGCACUGACCCCUGAGAGCACUAAGGACAUGAUCACUACUGAUGAGGAUGUGAAGGAUGACUCUGCUAAAGAUUUGAUCUCCACCCUAACAGACACCUCUAUGAAGAAAUCCAUCAGUGAGACCAGCCUGGAAGACCUCAUCGCUGAGAAUGAAGAUGAAGAUGAGCUGAAGGAUAUGGCUGCCUCCGCUACCCCUGCUACUGAUAAUGCCAGUGAGGAUGCAAUGCUGCUGGAGAUUGCAGCACUUUUUGACUGAUGGAGACCGAGCUGCCUCUGCAUCUCUGAAGAGCCAAUAGGCCUAAUGAACAUUUCAAUGUAGCAAAAGCUAAACUUUGAUCAAUUAAUAAAGCAUAUUUUCUGCAGCAAAUUUCCA